Suillus plorans is the source of this 495-nucleotide messenger RNA. RefSeq names its product thioredoxin-like protein. The transcript is spliced from 4 exons. Gene Ontology annotation, molecular function: oxidoreductase activity, acting on a sulfur group of donors, disulfide as acceptor. Bases 1 to 495 code for a protein of 164 amino acids. Lineage: Eukaryota; Fungi; Basidiomycota; Agaricomycetes; Boletales; Suillaceae. Gene Ontology annotation, cellular component: cytoplasm. The record is from RefSeq and is a predicted model, not a curated record.
AUGUUAUCUGUCACUUUCAAAGCUUCCACACGGUUGCGCUUUGCGUCGACCGCAGGUCAUAGCUUGCGGUCUGCAGUGGGCCUGCGUCAAUUCCAUGGAUCCCUGAAGUCCCAAGAGCACUACUUGAAUGCUGAUGAAAAGGCAAGCACCUUUUCCUGUCCGUAUCAUAGCACCAGCUUGACUUUUGAAAAAGUCGCUUUGAACCCUGCGAAUGAAAAGGCCGUCCUGGUUGACUUUUAUGCAGAUUGGUGCAACCCUUGCAAGAUGAUUUCGCCCCUACUUAAAAAAUUGACCAGUGACGAGACAGUCAAAACUGGUAGCGGCCGUUCGCUUGACUUGGUCACGGUGGACACAGACUCAGAGUUCGACUUGGCAAAAAAAUACAAGGUGCGGGCGCUGCCCACAGUCAUAGCAUUCAAAGAUGGCCAGAAGGUUGACCAGUUUGUUGGAGCCCUGAAUGAAGAUGGCAUUCGCCAAUUCAUAGCCAAGUUGUAG